AUGACGACUGGGAAAGCACCAGGCUUCGCGGAACAAUCCUCCCCUGCAGCACUGGCCAUCGAUGAUCUCAACGCCAGCGUCUCAAACCUUCACUUCGAUGGCAACUUGACACGUCGUUGGUCAAGACGUGGCUCAAAAAAGCGCCUGUUGGCAAAGAUUUGGACCUCUUGGACUUGGGAGGAGUUCCUUGGAAGUUCGGAAAGAGUUGCCAUGGUCUUAUCCUGGGACCCUCCUGUGGAACUGUUGCGGGUGGACGUCUAUGUGGCCUACUUCGCCACGGGCGAUCUGGGACAGAAUCGCUCUCAGAUUGGCCAAGAUGUUCCCGUGGGAACGGAUCAAGUCCUGAUUCCAGCGGAAACUCCGCGGGGGAUCUUUUCGCACUUCGUGUCUUGA
Molecule: messenger RNA, 393 nt
Organism: Cladocopium goreaui
Lineage: Eukaryota; Dinophyceae; Suessiales; Symbiodiniaceae
Source: the annotation of a GenBank genome assembly